AUGUUAUGGUGGAAACAAUUGGAAAGCGCACAAGAAAACGUAAUGAUGAUUGAACAAGAAGAACAAAGAAAAUAUUAUACAAAUAACACGACAAUAACCCUUUCGCAUCCUACUAGAGACCCGGUGUUGCAAGAUAAUCUUCUUAUUGCUAAUCUAGAACAAGUAAAGACUUUACAGGCGUCUCUCUUUCCCAUAUGCAACAAAGGGACAUUAAUAUCGAGCUUUCUUCAGAACAACAUUAAGACAAAUCAGUUAGAGAUAAACACGGAUGUUAAAACUUUCCGUACCACCGCCAAAUUAAAAGAGCCUAGGGAUUUAUUCGCUUUACCCAAAGAACUAGACUGCCCACAGCAAGCACCACGGUGGCCGUCAGAAUGCCAAGUAGUGGAGGAAAGGAUACAGCACAUAACCUGGAGUCCUGCAAGCCCAGAGCCAUACUAUAUUCCUACAGGGAAAGAAUUGCGACCACAACCAGUCGGAGAAGAUGCAGGAACUGUGAUUUUUCAGUAUUACCCAAUGAGUGCAGUUAAUUAUUUUAGUCGGUCUACAGUGGGAGGGUCCAGAAUGUUUAUAUCUGCUUGCACCAGUGCCAGCGGUGACGAUGAAUUACGGUUUGAAUCUAGAUUUGAAAGCGGUAACCUCGCAAAAGCUAUACGUAUAACUUCCGCCUAUUACGAGUUACAUCUUCGGACUGAUCUUUACACGAACAGGCAUAUGCAGUGGUUCUACUUUCGAGUGACAAAUACUAAGAAGCAAAUGAUGUAUAGGUUCUCUAUAGUUAAUUUAUCAAAAGCUGAAAGUCUGUACAACGAAGGUAUGCGUCCUUUGUUGUACUCGACGAAGGAUGCACAGUUACAUUCAAUUGGAUGGAGGCGAUGCGGCGACAAUAUAGCGUAUUAUAAGAAUGAUUCCACAUGUGAAGAAGAAGAACAAUUUCCAAGUUACACACUAACAUUUAAUAUUGAGUUUCCGCACACGGACGAUGCCGUCUACAUAGCACAUUGCUAUCCAUACACUUACUCGGAUCUACAAGAGUACCUGUCAAAAUUGCAAGCUCAUCCUGUCAAGUCGACUUAUUCAAAAUUAAGACUGCUUUGCCGGACCCUAGCUGGAAAUAACGUGUAUUACCUAACAAUUACCGCUCCACAAAAUUGUAAUGAAACGGAGCAAAAAAAAAAGAGAGCAGUCAUCAUAACAGCCAGAGUGCAUCCCGGCGAAACACCGUCGUCAUGGAUGAUGAAGGGCUUCAUCGAUUAUUUGACGGGGGAUACAAAUCAAGCGCGCGAAUUGAGAGAGAAAUUUAUAUUUAAACUAGUUCCAAUGUUAAAUCCGGAUGGUGUAAUUGUGGGCAACAAUCGAUGUUCGUUGACCGGAAAGGAUCUAAAUAGACAGUACCGGACGGUGAUAAGAGAAACCUACCCACCAGUAUGGCACACCAAAGUAAUGAUACGAAGACUGCAGGAAGAAUGUGGGGUAGCGAUGUAUGUAGACUUACACGCGCAUUCUCGGAAACACAAUAUUUUCAUAUACGGUUGUGAAAGCCGCAGAAAUUCGGAUAAACGCUUACAAGAGCAAGUAUUUCCUUUGAUGUUACAUAAAAAUGCCGCUGAUAAGUUUUCUUUCGAACAUUGUAAAUUUCGAAUACAACGCAGCAAAGAGGGGACUGGUAGAGUUGUUGUUUGGAUGUUAGGAGUCUGCAAUAGCUACACCAUGGAAGCAUCAUUUGGAGGAACGGAGUUAGGAAGCAGAAUGUCAACGCAUUUUUCAGUACAAGACUAUGAAAAUCUUGGGCGAACGUUCUGUGAAACUUUAUUGGACUUUUAUGAUGAAGAUCCAAGUAAAGAAAAACUGAGAAACAAAAUCGUUACAAGAUUACUGAAAGAAGGCUCUAAUGCGGACGAACCAACAAAUAUUGAUCUAUCAGAUUAUUCCAGUGAUGAAGGAGAUACUUCAAACAGCAGUUCUGAAGCGGAUGUAAUUAGGGAAAGCGGGGUGAUAAUUCAAAAAGCUCCACCUCCUUCACCAUUAUUACCUGAUCAGAGUAAAAAUAUAAUUAACAAACCGAAUAAACAAAGGAUGAAAUUAGAAAAAUUAAAAACGGAUAAAAGAAGGACAAAACGAGAAACCAUGCAGGUGUCACGGGCAACAGUAGAUCUUACAUCAGAUGCAUUAUCUGAUGCUUCAUCAGAUGAAUCUUAUGGAGAGAAUUUGAGCCCCAUGAGACGGGUUCACAAAUUACUACUUUCUACAGCAAAAGUAAAUCCGAAAAGAAAAAAGAAAAUGCCACCGGAGCUUAAAAUCUUUCCAAUGCCGACAAGUGAUUCGCCACACAAUUCGGAUCGAGAAAAAAAGUCAUCGAAAUGUGGACGACCACGCAGUGUAUCAAUGUUUAACGACCCUAUUGGAAAACACAGACUAAGUCCAGCUUCUUGGCAUCAGUUCAGACACUUACCACCACCAAAAUGUCUUUCAGAAAUUAAAAACAGGAAUAUGCAGCCAUCAGAACUACAAGUAAAACUUAACUCACUAAAGAAAAAUGUAUGGACGGGUGUACAGUGUGAAGAUAAAGGACCGUUAUCAUGGGGUGUUUCGAGUUUUGCCAUGAAUUCAUAUUUUACUGACAGCGAUUCUUUGCUCAGGUCUUGUUCAAAAAAAUUGGAAAUACUGGAGAGUGAAUAUAAUAAACCUAAAGAAGAAAAGAAAAAGAAAAAAUCAAAAACAAAAAAGAUCUCUAUGAAAGUGCCAAACUCCGAUAAUGUUCUAGAAAGUAAACCGCCUAAAAUUGAUAAGAAAAAAGGAAAGUUAAAACAUGCCAAAUCGGAGAUUUUGAGUAAUAUGAAUAGUACCAGCUUUACAGAUAUACCACGCAAUACGCAGCAACAAACGCAAAGAAUAGGAGAUGCCAAGCCUAUAAAGACAUUUAGAAAAAGCGCCUUCGUAGCAACUGCCAUACAAAAUCAGAAAAACAGUAAAACAAAUUGCUCUCCUAACAGCGAUAACUCCGAUUCUGAUGAAUUCAUUCUAGUAAGAAAGAAAAUUAAGAAAAGAACAAAAAACAAUAGAAAUAAGUUACAAAAAGCAGCAACAGAACUGAAAUUGAAAAAUUAA
Parnassius mnemosyne (clouded apollo) is the source of this 3108-nucleotide messenger RNA. NCBI's taxonomy places the organism in Eukaryota, Metazoa, Arthropoda, Insecta, Lepidoptera, Papilionidae. The record is from the annotation of a GenBank genome assembly.